AUGAUCGGCUACAACGGCGCUGGCUUUUCUCUCUCCCUCGUCGGUCCCAUCAUUGGCACCAUAAACAAGGAUUUAGGUUCGAAACCAUACUACGCCUGGAUCGCGAUUGCGUGGAACAUCGCCAACGCGAUCUCCGUCACCGUCUCUGGCCGCUUGAUGGACAUUUUCGGACGCCGAUAUCUCAUGAUCUUUGGCAAUCUGCUGGGAGUAGUCGCCUGCAUCGUCGCAGGAACGGCAGACUCAGUCGGUGUUGUCAUCUGUGGAGUCACCAUUCUGGGAUACGCGACAGGAUUCCAGCUCCAGGCGACGGCUGCUAUUGCUGAGUUGGUCCCAAACAAAUAUCGUCCCGCGGUGACUGGGCUGGUCGCGUUCUCGCUGCUUAUUCCGGCGGCCUUUGGUGCACCAAUUGCUUACCACCUCAUUGGACAUGCCACUUGGCGAUGGAGUUUCUGGAUCACACUCAUUGUCGAUGCCGUCGCCUGCGUUCUCCUCACACUGGUGUAUUUCCCUCCAACCUUCGGUCAGAAACACAGCUUGGACCACAAGACCAAAUGGCGACAGGUGGCCGAGUUCGACUUCUUCGGCCUCUUCCUAUUCAUCGGAAGCCUGAUAUCCCUCUUGCUGGGCAUCAACUGGGGCGGCUCCACUCACCCUUGGAAAAGCGCCCAUGUGAUCGUUCCCAUCGUCGUAGGCGGGUUCGGACUCAUAGCGUUCGGAUUCUACGAAGCUCUGAUGCCGCUCAAAGCAGCGCUUAUCCCGAAGGCUUUGCUAGCGGAUGCUCGGGGCUUCGACGUUGUCAUCGUCACGAUAUUCGUGGCUGGAAUGCUCCUAUACAGUCUUCAAGUCUUAUGGCCGACCCAGAUCCAGACGAUGUAUACCACCGAUACGAUGCGGAUCGGGUGGAUAAGCUGCACGUUUUCAGCAGCGACUAAUGUGGGGGCACUGGUGUUGGGCGCGUUUCUUGCGAAGAUAGGCCACGCAAGGUUGAUCUAUGUUGUUGUCGUUGCGCUGGAGACGGCGUUUGUUGCUGGCAUGGCGGGAAUGACUCCACAUUCGCUACCAGGAGCGGUAACACUCGUAUGUUUGGCAGGCCUUUGUGUCGGGUGUGUCAACCUGAUAAGCGUAACGAUGAUCAUACUUCGAUGCCGCGAUGAGUACAUUGGAGUCGCCGUCGGUCUUGCUGGAACGGCGCGGACAGUCGGGGGAGCAAUUGCCACGGCUAUAUACUCGACGGUUUUGAGCAACAAGGUGGACGAAGUCCUGCCCAAGAAGGUUGCGGAAGCUGUGGUGCCACUCGGAUUCAAGCUGCCGGACCUCUCUGCGCUGAUUACGGCGUUGUUGUCGGGCAGUCCGGCUGCGCUUAUGAAGGUUCCGGGUAUUACUCCGCGCGUUAUCAGUAGCGCGGCAUCUGCAGUCAAGGAAUCUUACGGCGAGGGCUUCAAGUUGAUUUAUCUCAUUAGCAUUGCGUUCGGCUCUGUCGCAUUGAUAUCUGCUGUCGGGACUAAGGAUAUUGAUGAUACGUUGACAGACCAUUUGGCGGUAGAGUUAAACCAGGGCCGUCACGCAGAAGAGUCAAAAGAGCCAAAAGAAGUGUAGAAGUCCAGCCUGGCACCGUCGUUAACUGGACGGGCUAACAUUACCACUCAUAUGGCUACUCGGUAAACAAGCUCGGUAGAUUUCAAUCCAUAGAAUUCAAUAUACUCUGCGGGGUCAAUUGCCAGUGAUGGAAUCGGUGGCCCGAGGUGAUGGUGGUUAUGUUGCUGCUUCUAGAGUCGCGGAAACUGACAUGCAUCGCCUACUCAGGCUCGAAUAUAGAAAUAGAACUAUGGUCCUUUUGUGAUGAUGAUGACGGUAAAGGUAUACGAUGAGAGAUACAGAACCAAAAAGCGGCGUUCAUUCAAUUUCUUUCUUGGAGUCAAAUAGUGGACUGCGAAUAAGCCUGGUGAGGCUGUGCUGCAGCGGUUCGGAUCGCGAGCAGGGCUUAGGAACAAUGAAGUAACAGGCGACGCGGCCGCUCUUGGCAGCUUGCAGAGAAUCAUGGCAGCUUCGUGGCAGCGGGCGGUUCAGAGUAAGA
Mytilinidion resinicola is the source of this 2074-nucleotide messenger RNA. RefSeq names its product MFS general substrate transporter. The record is from RefSeq and is a predicted model, not a curated record. Bases 1 to 1596 code for a protein of 531 amino acids. NCBI's taxonomy places the organism in Eukaryota, Fungi, Ascomycota, Dothideomycetes, Mytilinidiales, Mytilinidiaceae. Gene Ontology annotation, cellular component: membrane. Gene Ontology annotation, molecular function: transmembrane transporter activity. The transcript has 4 exons. Gene Ontology annotation, biological process: transmembrane transport.